Oncorhynchus mykiss (rainbow trout) is the source of this 1355-nucleotide messenger RNA. RefSeq names its product ATP synthase mitochondrial F1 complex assembly factor 2. Gene Ontology annotation, biological process: mitochondrial proton-transporting ATP synthase complex assembly. Gene Ontology annotation, cellular component: mitochondrion. The record is from RefSeq and is a predicted model, not a curated record. Lineage: Eukaryota; Metazoa; Chordata; Actinopteri; Salmoniformes; Salmonidae.
GGGAAAUCUGUCGAAUCUGCCAAACACGAAAGGUCACACAUGGGAUGCAGUGAGAGGUGUGUGCAAAUACGAUCGUAUUUUUCCAAAUGAUUCGUUUUAGAUCAGUCAACCUUCAACUAUUAUUCGUCAGCCGUUUCAGUCGUUUCUUAUAGCAACAGUAGUGUGUCCUGCAUUUUGAAAAGCGAUACUAUCCGGCAUUCACAUUCCUGUUAGCUAACGUUAGUUCAGCUAGCCAAGUCAACUGUAGGUUUGAACCCCACUUCAAUUGGGGAAACUUGUUUGUUAAAACAUCUCUGUCACUGACACGAUGUUGAGGAAUCUUGUGAGAUUUCACAAUUGUCUGGGGCAUGCUUUCUCUCCCCCCACUGUCUGCCCAAGAGGUCAAAUGUUUAAGCUGCUCUCUGUGAACUCAAAAUCCUACUCCAUUAUCACAGAAAGAAAGAAAUUCUAUGAGGAUGUUAGCAUAUCCCAUGGAGAGGGUGGCAUGUUUGAGAUCAACCUGGACCGGCGGAAACUGAAAACACCAGGAGGAAAGCUGUUCACAGCCCCCAACGAAGCCUUAGCCAUUGCCGUGGCGAAUGAAUGGGAUACUCAGAAAGACAUGCUGAAGUUCUACAGCAUGCAUAUGACCACUCUCUGCAACACAGCCCUAGAUAACCCUACGUUCCGCAGCAAGGACCAAAUGAUCACUGCUGCCCUCAAGUAUCUGGAGACUGACACUAUCUGUUACAGAGUUGAGGAGCCUCCAUCACUAGUUGAGCUUCAGAAUAAUGAAUGGGACCCUGUGUUGAACUGGAUUGAAGACCGGUACAACGUAGUCAUUGGCUCCUCCACCAGUAUACUGGGGCCAGAGAUCCCACAGGCGACGAUGGAUACUUUCCGCCAGCACCUGGGUUCCUAUAACUUCUGGUCCCUGACAGGUCUGGAGUAUGUGAUCACCCAGCUGAAGUCAGUGGUGCUUGCCUUUGCUUUAAUAGACAAACACAUAACAGUGGAGCAGGCCGUGCUGCUGUCACGACUAGAGGAGGAGUUCCAGAUCGGGCAUUGGGGAAAUGUAGAGUGGGCUCAUGAUGUUGACCUGUAUGAGCUGAGGUCACGUACAGCAGCAGGGGCUCUGUUUGUACAUUUCUCUUCUGAAAGUUCAACGGUCAAACGCAAACUCAUGCAAGACUAAGGAGGACAUUCAGUGCUUCCCUGAGUCAACACAAACUCAGACAGGACUCUUAAGAGCAAAGGCAACAGAGGCAGUGUACUGGCCUCUGACUGGGAAGAAAUCCCAACUCCUUCGGACUUGUGUUUAUCUCUGGUUGUUGUCUUUUGCGGAAUAAAAACACAUAAUAUUCUAUCUCAAUCAA